Danio rerio (zebrafish) is the source of this 2812-nucleotide messenger RNA. RefSeq names its product myristoylated alanine-rich protein kinase C substrate b (gene marcksb). Gene Ontology annotation, cellular component: membrane; cytoskeleton. NCBI's taxonomy places the organism in Eukaryota, Metazoa, Chordata, Actinopteri, Cypriniformes, Danionidae. Gene Ontology annotation, molecular function: calmodulin binding. The record is from RefSeq and is marked validated.
AAAAGAGAACAAUUUCAUUAUCUCCAUCUCGUAUCCCAAAAUAAUAUAUUUUAUUUAAGAGAGUGCUGUAAUUAUUACUUCUCCGGGAUCAGUAGAUCACAGCUUCGCCUCUCGCUUUCUCUUUUCCGCGGUUUUAUUUGAAAACAGACGCUCUUGAGAGCGCGCACGCGACGCGUCUGUGAGGGAGAAGCUCGCGCUCUUUGUUCAUUCAUUUGAUCUGCGAUUCUUUGUUGCGUGUGAAAGCAUGGGAGCACAAAUCUCCAAAAACGGAGCAAAAGACGAGACUGCUGCCGAAAAACCCGCGGAGGCUGCAAAUAAAUCAAACGGGCAGGAAAAUGGCCAUGCUAAAACCAACGGGAAUGCCUCUCCGAAUGCUGAAGCGGCAGCAGAAGAUGUCCAAGCCAAUGGAAAGCAUGCUGCCGAUGGGGAGGUAAAAGCCGAGGAGGGAAAGGCAGAGGAAGCAGACGCAGAGAAGGCCGCUCCGGAGGGUGAAGGAGAGAGUUCUGCUGUUGCAAAUGGUGAAGACUCCACCAAGACAGAAGAAAGCGCAGCUACUAGCAGCGAGCCUGCCAAAACCAAAAAGCGAUUCUCCUUUAAGAAGCCAUUCAAGCUGAGCGGUUUCUCCUUUAAGAAGAGCGCCAAAAAAGAAGCUGAAGGUGGAGAAGCGGCGGCGGCCACCGCUGAGAAUGGAGAGCAGAAGAAAGAUGCUGAACCCGAGGAGGCCAAGCCCGAAGCUUCCAGCGAAGAGGCCAAGGCGGAGACUCCAGCUGAGGAACCCAAAGCUGAGGAACCAAAAGCUGAAAGCAGUGAGGAGAAACCAGCCAGCGAGGUAGCUGAGGAAAAGCCAGCUGAGGAGAAGCAAGAGGCGGCUCCUCAGGAACCAGCAGCCGCAGAAAGCUCAGAGGCUCCAGCCGCUGCCACAGAGUAAGAUGGAGGAGGUGAAAGGCCCGUUUUUAGAUGAAGUCCGAGGAGCACAAACAUGGAAAAUUUGUACAAAAACCAAUGACAUUUCAAACCUUCUGUUAUAUCCCAUACUUUCACCCAUUCCUGUUCCAUCCACUACAUUGUAUAUGGCAUUUUGAAGGAAGGAAGUUGGAUGGAAUGAUUGGAAGUGAAAGGCACAUUGUUUUUUUUUUUUUUUCCUCCCCCCAUGUUUUCUCAUAAUUUUCUGUAGCAGUUGUGUGGGUGUGUGCGCGCAUGAGUGAGAUUUAAUAGAAAUAUUGCUUGUUUAAAUUUUGUUUUGUUUUUUCUUUUGUAGGUGAACUUUGUUAGUGUUGUAAGGACGUUAAGUUGAAAUGUUAGUUGAAGGUACUGGUGCCAUACAAUUGGGUAAAUCAAGCGUGUGGAAAAAGGAGCUAUCAGAAACGACAUCGCUGAACAGUUUGUAGAUGUUAUCGGUCCGUUCUCAUUUGAUUUUUACUGUCAUGAAUCACUAAAACAGGUGCUCAAAUCCUCAGCAGCUGCAUUGUGCAAUACCGCAGCAUUAUGUAUUGGUAUUGGCUUUUGUCAUUGCUGGAUUUUAAGAUGUUGAAAAUGGCUUUUUCAUGUUAUUUUUUUCCCUCAGUGGUAUCAAUUUGAAGUUUUUUUUGUUUGUUCUCUCUUUCUUGAAAUAUUCCUGUUUCAAUGAGAAUGAUGUUCUGAAGUGUUUAAGAUCAAACCGUUGCCCUGUCAUGUGUAAUGCAGUCAAAGUGUUUUUUAUUCCAGCAGAGUUCCACAAAUGUUUGAAAAGUUGCCAGUGCAAUCGUCAAGUAGAUAUUUUUUUUCUUCCUUUUUUCCUGUAAAUACUUCAGCACCAUCUCUACUUGAUUUUUAAAUGGAAUGUAACUGCGUGCAAAUCGUUCACAAUGCUUCUUUUACCCCUUCAUUUUAGGGGCACUCAAAAUAAAAAUAAAGGAUUUAGACAGACAUGAUUUGAGUGGUUUUGUUUGAGUAUUGAUUGUACAACAUAACCUUUUUAAUAGUUGUCAUCGUUUAGUGGGGGGAAAAAACUUAAGUGGGAUUUAUUUUUAAUUUUACAAGAGUAAUGUGAAAUGUCUAGCUUGAUUAUUAUUAUUUUUUUUAUGUUAUUUUGGCUGAUUUACUUUUCAAUCAAUUUCUGUUGGGACAACAUGGAGUUCAGAUCAGUGGUUCCCAAAGUGGGGGUGCUGGGACUAAUACGGGGUGGCUUGGUAAUUUUCCUAAAAUCAAAUAAAUGUGAUUAAACUAAUAGAAUUACCCCUUUUUUAACCAUAACCCAAGUUAAAAAUAGAAGUUUUUAAUAGUAAUAAACAACAACCUGCAAAUGAAAAUCCAUCAGCUUUAAUUUUUUUUUCAUAGGAAUGAUGUGUUUACGUUAGAUUAAAAACACAGCAAUAGCGUCAGCUGCAGCAGAUUAAUUUUAUAGGACCAGGUUAAACUUUGACACCUUUAUGGCAAUCAAAUACAUUGGAAAUGAUCUCUGAUUGGUGCUCUCCAAAAUUAAACUAAGAAAAGACUUGUGCUGAAAACAUUGUGUCCACCAGUCUUAGCUGAGUUUAAUAUUAAAUUAAUAAAUGACUAUGAAAAUGAAAUGGUUGUUAGACUUGCACUUUUUUGUGUUGUCGAUAUGCUUGUGUUUAUACUGGCCUAUUGAUGUGUGUGCAACUAUGUAUAUUUAUAACCACCUCCAAGGAAUUUGGGGGUCGCAAGUCACUGGCAUUGUUAUUUAGGGCUCGUGGGCUGAAAAGUUUGGGAACCACUGGUGUACUUAACUUCUUUCUUUCUUUUUUUUUUUUUUUUUACAAAUUAAUUUGAUUGAACAAUAAACAAUUAAGUUGUCCCCUCAAAAACUCAA